AGCUAGAAGAGAAGAGUCUUUCUGCUCUAGAUCGAACUUACCCCAGGUACCUACCUCGACGGUCGAAAUAAAGUUCUGUUUGCAUUUCGCAAUUUCUGUAUGGAAACUUAGUGGAGCAUAAAUGAGAUGACAGCCUCUGUGCUCAACGUUCGUGUGGCCAUUGGUAGAUUUGUUUCAUACCGUGAUUGAACAUUGAUCAUUGAUCAUGUGAUCAUGUGAUCAAACAUGAAUCCAAUCCUCGGGCGGCAGCGAGGUGGCUUUGUGGCUCUGUGGCUUCGAAUUAAUCUCAUGCUUGGCCGACUUCCUUCAUACCUCAUAAAUUGACCGGUGAUGAUUGCACGACUCUUCCAAUACUUGAUCAUCAUUUUCACUGUGGACCUUGGUUUUGCUAGAUCGUUUGGCAUACCAUCAUAUGGAACUCAUGGCGACAUCUUACAGCCAACACACCAAAAAUAAUAAAGAAAGGAAGACGACCUUAUAUAGAAGGAGUGGCACAUCAACAAUGAUCAAUGGGCAGGAUCUGACAUUUGAGAGAUUGGAAAUGAGUCAAGAGUUAUUUGGUUUUGCGGCACCAAAUCUUUUCGAGGACUCUCAGGUUGAAAGCCCUACGGACUGCCCCGGCAUGCGAGGACAUACGGAGUAAUAUACGAUGGAUCUCUAUUCUUAGUGGGCGAAGUGAGGAAUGAUAUGAAGAGAUCCUACAAGAUCUGCCGUUUCCUGGUAUCGCCAUUUCCCGCACGUAUUCGGGUCCUUGGCAUCCUUCAAGAACUUCUCAUUCCCUUGGAUCAUUACCUCGAUACGGAUGAUUGAUGCGUCUACAAACGAUGAUUCUCAACUUCCCAGCGCGCCAAAUCCCAAAGAAGGGAUUCUUCAGCCUCGUCUCUCAUGAAUGAGUACGAAGUAUGAGUAUCUUCAAAUAGAAAUGGGAUUCAAUCUCCCCUCCCCCAUCGAGUGGUAUUGGUUAAUUUGGCACACCUGGACAGAUCACAUAAUAACCUUACAGAUGUUCGAAGGAUUCUGCAAAUAUCUCAUGCAAGGCACGCACGCACACGGAAUCGUCUAUCCUCACCGUCGCGCGUUAAAGGAAACCUUAGGAUUUGAUGAGAAGAUAAGAUCGGAGCAAGGAUUAAUUAGGGAUAACUCAAGGAUUACGACACUUUCGAAAUAGAAUCACCUCUGUUGAUUGGAAGAUAUAUUGGUCACUAAUUAUUGAAUAUUAAUCCAGCCAAUCGUAACCUUGUCUUUACAUUUUCGGUCACUUCUAUUUUUAAAUAUAGUGUCAAAAAAUAUAACACUCGGGAUCCACACUCCAACAACAUCACCUUGUUAGUAUCAUCAACAAUGAGCAUUAUGAUUACUGCUUUUAAUACACAUUCGCGUGGAGUACUUCAUCUCCACCACCAGCCCUAUAUAGCAAUGGAAGAAUCAUCUUUAUCUUCACCGCUGUUAUCUUUACCGCCGCAGACUUAUACACGUAGUUGAUUUCCUCAUCAAGGAGCCGGAUCUCCUAACGCCGACUUCAAUCUCUUACUCUCCUUUGGAAUCUUGCGCGCGUCUAGAAGUCUCGGAUCUCCCCAAGCUUCCUCUCUCACUGUUCCUCCCUUUCUCUCCUAUCCUAGCCCUGUUUCUUAGGCUAGUAUCUUGUUUCACACCAUUCGUCUUUUCUGAUUGGCUAUUUCAUAUUCUCGCAUUUCACUUCUCAUCAUUGCCAUAUUCUCAAGAUGGCAAUGAGUUUCUCUUCAGAUAUCACGUUAGCAGGGCCAUCUCCACUGUCUUUUAGGAAGACACGUGCGUGUAGGCAGAAGUCAAAGACAGGGUGUACCACUUGCAAGCUGCGAAGGGUCAAAUGUGAUGAGGCCAAACCAUCGUGCAUGCGAUGUAUAAACUUUGGCAGGAAGUGUGAUGGCUACGAAUUCAGUCCUAAGGAUAAGCCAGCCUGGCUAAUGGGCCCAACUAUAUCUACUGGCAUAUCUCAAGAAGUCGUGGAGUCCCCGCCGUUUUCCAUACCACUCAGUAUCUCCGUGUUGAACUUUGGUAACGAGCAAGAAGCUCAAUAUUUUGAUUUCUUCUGUAAAGAAACCGUUUUUGAGCUCGCCGGAGGCUUUAAAAAGAAACUGUUCAACGUUAUUAUCCUUCAAUCUUGUCAUACUGAUACGUCUGUCCGGCAUGCUGCCACCGCAAUCGCUGCUUUGAGCAAAGCAAUGAAAGUCUCGAAAUGCAUGGAUCCGAAAGAAGGCGAAUCUGGGUUCAAGAGGAUUUCCGAUCAAGUAGAGAUGCACCGUCGAUACGCUCUGAAGCAAUAUGGAAGAUCCAUUCGGUAUCUUCGUAACCUGAUCCGAACGAGUCAAAAUUCUCUUCGUGUACCUUUACUUGUGUCUAUCAUUAUAUUUUGCUUUGAGAAUUUUCAUGGCAACACUCAGUUGGCCGACAAACACAUUUAUAGUGCACUUAAGAUGAUGCACCAUCAUGAACUAAUUUCAAGUCAUCCCCACCACAAUCCAUUGUUGAGCUCUCCUGCGCCGGAUCUGGUAGAAAAUGAAAUUGUUACAGCGUAUCUCCACCUUGCCUUGGCGAUCGUGACACGACCGGAUGAUCCAGAUUCAUUGAGCGACAAGGUCCUUGAUCUCAUAUCAACCGAUGUACCUAAACCGGACAUUCCUCGACAACUGGACAACCUUGCAGAAGCCGAAGUUCAUUUAGAACAUGUGCUAUACCACUCUCUCCCGAAGAUACCAAGGGCAGACCUACAAAGGCGCUUGGCGUCACCGGAUCUUUCUCCUCAAAGUUUGGCAAUCAGCUUUUCAAGAGUUCAGAAGCUUCACCCGGAAGCAUCAUCUCCCAUCCUUACAGGGUUCGAGUUUCCUAAGUUCAGUUCCAGCUUUCAAGAUUGGCAAAGAGCAUUUCAGCCAAUCAUUUCUUAUGCACAAUCUCCUUCGGGCAAUGCAGAUUAUAUUGCUGCCACCACUCUUCAGAUUAAGGCUCUUGGGAUAGAACUCAUGGGUCAAGGAGUCUUUCUUGAUUACAGAAUUUCCGAUCACUUCCUUCCCAUCUUCCGUCAAAUCAUCUCUCUCAGUCAAAAGCUUGUUUCCGAUCCUCGAUUUUUGAAGACAUUCGUCUUUGAUGCGGGGAUUAUCCCUUCUCUUUUUGUUGUGAUAUACGCGUGUCCUGAUCAAAAAAUAAGGAGAGAUGCGGUCACUAUCUUAAGGGAAGCAGGCCCUAGACGCGAAGGCACAUGGGAUGCUCUAAAAAUUGCUAGUAUUGGACAGAUGCUGUUAGAUUCCGAGGAAAUAGGGCCCAUUAAGACGAAAUCGACAUUUUUGCCAUUGAAUGAUAUAAAUUUGAUGUCGCCGACAGUGUACGAGGAGAUUCAAACGCCCAUACUUCAAUCUCCACGACCAAGACGAAGGUCUCUUCUUGUUUCACCACCUCUGUGGGAACGUGGUUCAGAGCGAGGGUUUGUUAUGAAUUCGUCUUGAUUUACUCGAAGCAUAGCCUAGAGGUCUUUGCUAGUAUGUCAUCAAGACCCAACGUUGAGUUGCAAGUCUUUUUGGUAUGGUCCGCUUUUCUUCAAAGGGUGUUUGGUCUUUUCCUGCAACGUCUCGAUGCUUUUUGCACCAUGUUCUUUUGGUAUUCCUUCUCGAUAAUCGAUAGAGAACCUAAAGUAAUUCCGAUGGUUUCUGUAUUUUCAUCUCAUGAUAUCGAAAACCAUCACUCAAUCAGCCAAUGUGCGGCAUAACUCACUAUCCUCAUGCUGAUGUUUUAUUGCUCUUUAUCUAUUCAUUACCUAUUUCUAAUUUUAUCUAUCGAUCUUCUAUUUUCUAUUCCUUCUUCUCCUUCUACUUCUUCUUUUUCUUCUUUCCCACGAUUUCUCACGAUGAAUGACGGCAUUUAUUCUCUUUGUUUCGACAUUCUCGUGUUCAUAUUUUCCAUUUUUCUGUUGAUGAUAUUCCAUUGUCUCCUUAUACCAUAUUUGCCUUUCUCUUUUACAUCUUACACGACAGACAGCUUGGGUAAAGAAUGGAUUGUGGGAUGAUUGAUGUUUUUGGGGGUUUGGGGCACAGGGGAAUUGGGAUAAAAGUAUUUCGAUUUUACUACUACGUUUCUAGUUUUUAUGGAGAGGCAAUGAGAUUGGAGAUGUGGUGUUCAAGGAGGUGUUUAUGAAAUGGGCGGUUUGGUGAUGCGAGGUUUUACUAACUUCUUUUAUUUUUAUUUUUUGAUACCUUUUACGAGUCGAUGAACGGAGGCGGGCGUCUAGAUUAUGUAUAUAAUAGUUCAAUUAAUGCUCACGAGAUUUAACU
Botrytis porri is the source of this 4298-nucleotide messenger RNA. RefSeq lists its product as uncharacterized. The record is from RefSeq and is a predicted model, not a curated record. NCBI's taxonomy places the organism in Eukaryota, Fungi, Ascomycota, Leotiomycetes, Helotiales, Sclerotiniaceae. Gene Ontology annotation, biological process: regulation of DNA-templated transcription. The transcript is spliced from 7 exons. Gene Ontology annotation, molecular function: DNA-binding transcription factor activity, RNA polymerase II-specific; zinc ion binding. Bases 1722 to 3476 code for a protein of 584 amino acids.